AUGGCCACUGCCAUCCGCUGGAUAUUGCGCGGCGAUCUGGAGGGUCCUUGCGAAGGCGUUCCGGACAUCGAUGUCGACAGCUUUGUUACCUGUGUACGCGCCGCGGAAAGUUACGAUGGAGGCAUAUCGGAAGCGCCUUAUCACGAGGCGCAUGGUGGGUUCACCUGUUGUGCUGUUGCCGCUCUGUACUUUCUCGACCGCCUACCUUUACCGCCGUCUCAGAAACCGGAUGGAGUCGUUCGCGGUAUUUCCAACCUCCCACACACUCUCAAGUGGCUCGUCUCUCGACAAACGGCUACAUUGGACAGCGAUGAUGGCCUCGAUACACUGAAUGACGAGACCGAUACAUCAGAAACGUGUCAUGACGCACAUUCAUUCGUCAAACUGGGUUCUUUCAUAUCGACACAGGGGGAGUCGAACAUGAAGGGACAGCCGCACCCGCAUUUUGAGCUCCAGUGGGUCGGCGUGAACGGGCGAUGUAACAAGGUUGCCGACACUUGUUAUGCAUACUGGGUGUCAGCGCCGCUGAAGCUGCUUGGCUAUAUGGACAUCAUAGAACAGAAGCCCAUCAGGAAGUGGUUGCUUGACAAGACGCAACACAUUGUCGGAGGAUUUGGAAAGGUGACGGGAGAUCCACCGGAUAUGUAUCACUCAUUCCUGGGCCUCAUGGUGCUGGCCAUGUUUGGCGAGCCUGGCCUGCAGAGUGUCGACGAGGCGUUGUGCAUCACGACUAGAGCGAAGACGCAUCUCGAGUCGUUGUCGUGGCGGAGGAAGAUCCUAAGCCAGGCAGAGGCAGACAGAAGUCUAGUAGAUCUUGUCAGCGACAAGAUGUAA
Molecule: messenger RNA, 834 nt
Organism: Parastagonospora nodorum SN15
Lineage: Eukaryota; Fungi; Ascomycota; Dothideomycetes; Pleosporales; Phaeosphaeriaceae
Exons: 1
Coding region: 1-834 (277 amino acids)
Biological process (GO): protein geranylgeranylation
Cellular component (GO): CAAX-protein geranylgeranyltransferase complex
Molecular function (GO): CAAX-protein geranylgeranyltransferase activity
Source: RefSeq, a predicted model, not a curated record